Messenger RNA from Anopheles coluzzii, 6683 nucleotides. Its product is annotated as mucin-5AC. The record is from RefSeq and is a predicted model, not a curated record. Bases 1522 to 6420 code for a protein of 1632 amino acids. NCBI's taxonomy places the organism in Eukaryota, Metazoa, Arthropoda, Insecta, Diptera, Culicidae. The transcript has 9 exons.
AAAAACACGUUUCAGUUUCAAAGUUUCGCUCACUCCGUCGGGAAGCAGCAGCUCAGUUGCUGUAAGAUCACGGCCCAUCCCCUUACCGAAGGCUCAUACACAGGCCCUGCCUGUCUGCGAUUCCGGUGAGGUUUCUCUUUCCCCAAGCUUCGGACCCACCGUGGUGGUGCGAUCGUGUGUGUCUACCAGCCGUGCAGCAUAGCGACCGUAGCGGCGUGCAUUGUGCAACGACGACAUGGACAAUCGAGCAUCGAACGCAUAACGAGCAGAAGCCGAACAGCGAAAAAGAAAUAAUAGCAAAUCCGUGGUGUAGUUUUUGAGGUUUUCGGCGUGUGAAGAUUCCGAUUUAUGUGUAUUUGAAACCUCUCAAAAAAACAAAAAUCCUCACCGAAAACGUCACGGCGGCGGAAGUGAAUAUUUGGAGCGUACUGGUUCGUCGCCUGCACGAUCGUUCAAGUCCUAUGUGCCGGGCAUUCGUAAUAGUGUCGCGACAGUGGCGGGUGGACCGAAAGCCGUUGUCUGCCUAGUUCCGGCUGGUGGGACCGAGCAGUGAGCGCACAAACGCGGGUGUACCGGUGUGUCGCAAUCGAGCAGCACAUUCGUUCGGGCUCGUUGCAAAGCGCUAAAUCAAACGGCACAGCGCAAACGUGUGUACGAGUGAGCGAGCGGGAACCUGAAGUAAAAAAAGCAACCCUCUGUCCCCUUUUCUUGCACUCGAUCGUCGUGGAGAAAUCGAUAUUGUGCAAUCCUUCCUCUCGGGUGUCGCGCACCAACCAAGGGUCGAUAGGAACGUAAGCGAGAGAGUGAGUGAGAAACGUGUCUGCAAGAAGAAAUCGAAUGCAAAAUUGUCAACCGGAGUAAACAGAGUGAUUCGAGCAGCGCCAGUGAUCGUUCGAGUGGAUCGUUUGCCGAUAGAAGAGAGAAACGUCCGAGUUAGAGAAGCGUUAGAGUGGGCGCGAGCUCCCUUUAGCGUACUGCGCGAUCGCAACCCCGUGCUUGGUGCAAAAGAGACGGAGACGGUGUGGUGCAAUUCGAAAGGAAAAUGCAGUGAUACACUUUCCGUUUGAAAAGAAAAGUUUCACACUCGGUUGGAGCACAGCAACAAAAAAAGGGAGGCUGUGCAGUGGUAGACGGGGUGAAGAGAAACAAGAGGGGGUGUGGGGAGUAGUAAUUGGCUCUACACCGCAAAACGAUACGCGUGCGGUGUGUGGGUGCAUCGCCGAUCGAGCCUGGUGUGUUGCGGCAAGAAGUGUUUGCAAAUCGAUAGGAAAAUGUUUCAAUGUUCCAGCGAUCGAUCGAUCUAAUUGAUCGAAGUUUCGUCUCUCGCCCUUCACCGCGCUGAAUUCGAAUCGAGAAAAAGACCGGCAUAAAGCGAAAGUGUGUGUGCGUGUGUUGGUAUUGAGGUUGAAAUUUUCCCGUUCAUUCCCGCCGUAGAGAGGGAAAGCAGCAGGAGUAAGCUGCAAGGUCGAGACGGAUUGUAGCAGAAGCAAUCAGCAGCAGUGGUCCUGCAAAAGCAAGAACAUGGGUGGCCGAAGGGCAGCAAUGCCAGCGCCGUCGUCCGCCAUGCUUUGGCUGGCGGUUUUGUGUAAUCUUGGCUUGGUGUUGCCAAGAUCGGCAGCUCAGCAGAACAACAACUUCUACUUCGCACAAUCGCAGGGCCGGUUUGUGCCAUCGUUCGAGAAUCCGCGGAACGGUUUCUUCCCGUCGGCAUUACAGCGGCAACAGCCGCCACCUGACUCGUACCAGGAACAGACCCUUUUCGUCAAUAGCAACAACGUGGACCGAGGCAACGGUGCAAGCGAUGGCGCUGGUACCCGCGGUAUCACACCGUCUUACUAUCAGUUUACCUAUACGACCCCACGGAGUGCGGAUAUUUUCGAAAUAUCACCACGACCCUUUUCCGCCACACCGUCCACGAACGCCGGCUUCCAGUACUCGCGCAGUCCACCGAGGAGUGACUUCUUCUCCAAUGGACUCACGGCCAGUCGGAGCUUCCCGGCGACGAACCGCCAGCAAGCGGGCAGUUCGCAGCGCAAAAGUCCGUUCAGCAGCUCGUCCGGUGGUUUCCCGGAGCUGGCCACCACCGAAACGCCCCAGCGUCCACCACCGCCGGCACCAGCUUCCUCGGCCGAACCGGCAUCCGUGCGCGAUCGGCAGCUAUCGUACAUCUCGAGCCGUGCGCGACCAUUCGCGAGCGAAGAUCAGCAGCAGCCACCGACGCGCGCCUCGACCUAUCUGAAUCUGGCCUCCCAGCAACAGCGGCAACCGUUACCGCGCAGCCCAGCGUCCACGUCGAGCGGUACGCGCAACAGCUUCUCUAGUUCUAGAUCGAAACCGACCGAUAGUGGGGCAGCGUCGAGUGGCCGUGGCUCGCCACAGACGACUGGCACGUCGUCCACCCAGAACGGUACCUCGAACGGGCGCUUUGGAAGCGGCAGCUCGCAGACCAGUCGCACCACUGCCCGGCCCAAUCGCUAUCGAUCGAUCCCGACCACGACGACGACGACGACCGAGGCGGCAACGGAGCGUACCACCACCGUGGACAGUGCUGCCGUGCGGAAUCGAUUCAGUGGCAGGACACCCGCCCCGAAUCCCUUCCGGCAAGCGUUCGAAGCGAAGCGUGUGCCCACCGCGAACAGCGCUAUCGCCACGCGUGGAUCCUUCCCGAGUGCGGCGAAAUCGAAAACGACCACUACCACCACCACGACAACCACCACGACCACGGUCAAGGCACCGGUACUGUCACGCUUCAUCCACCAGCCGGCAAAGCCUAUCAUACCGAGCAUCAACAUCACGCACAACGGAUCGGCCAAGUCGGCCGAAGUCAUCUACGACUACGAGGACUACGAGGAGUCGAAAGAGUCGACCGGAUUCGGCGGCGGAGACUCGAAGCAGCAGGAAAUCAACGACUUCCAGCCCACGCCGCUGGCGAAAAACAACUCGAUCGUGCUGACGAGUGCAGUGCAGGAACCGAAACUGUCGCCCGGUACGGCCUCCAUCCAGGGCGCGGCCGUUCCCGCUGGGGAUGGUACGGCAAAAACCGUACUGGAAGAUCCGGACGGCCGGUUGAACAAUAUCAGCGAGAACGAGUACUACGAUACGGUGCGCGAGUCCGAGACGGCGCCCGGCGAUUCGGUCGGUGUGGAAGAUCAUACGGUAAUUCUGACCGACAACUUCUACCUCCCGAACGGUGGCUCGGAGGAAACGUUCGAGGAGGAGGACGAGGAACCGGAGGGCGUACAGCGGGAGAUUAACGGAACGGCCGAGCUGGGUGCCGAGCAGCAGCAGGAAAAGCUGUACGACGAUGAGUACGCGUAUGAGGAUGAGGAACCGAUCGCGACCACGGUAAGUCCAACGGCCAAGACGGUGGCAGUUCCACCAGCGGCUACCCCGGAACAGCUGGACGAUGCGGCCGAUAUGUUACAGUUUUCGGAUGAAGAUUUAAAGGAUGAGCAGCUGGCCGGUAAGCUACCGCCAGCGGCGGGUGGAACCAGAGAAACUCUGCCGGAGGCUACUCCUUCGACUGCUGCUCCAACAGCGCGCACGGAAUCGACCACCGAAUCGACCCUUUCAACGACCGAACGCGUAGCGAUCUCCAGUCAGGCGGAAGGUGUCACAAAUGCUACCACGGAAAGCUGGGUGGUGGUUGCAUCAGUGCAGACGAGUCGCAGUGUGUCCGGGGCACGGUUCCUGCCCUUCCCGCAGGUCGAGCAGGAGGAGAAAAAGCAACCGCUGGCCGAGCUAGAAUCGAAGGGUAGCAACGAGAGCGACGACGGCGAUGUAACUACGGCCAGCGGACUUGGCGAAGACUCGGAGGGAACAACAACGAUCGCGCCCCAGGAACCGGUGAUUGCUGUGACCGAUGAGUUGGAUUCGGUGACGACCGAGAAAACGCUGAUCGCUCAGUCCACGGAGAGCAUUAUCGACAAGCUUGACCGGGUGCAGUCGGAACUGUCCAGUGGGUUGUUUGCCGGCAAGUUCCCCGUACUGAAGGAUCCUGCCGCGGAAGACCAGAAGGCGUCCUCCGGCUCCACUGCACUGCCACCGGUGGUAAUUCGAAAGUUCCAACCCAACGCGCGUGCAACGACAACGAAGAAACCGCGAGUCGGAGUGACGACCACGGUUAAACCGACGACGACAACCGACAGUUUGGUGAAAAAGAUCAAGUUUGAAACGAUCGAUGACAUAGCGGCUCUGCUACCACCGGACUAUAAGGCAAAGUCGGGCUUUAAGCUGAAGAAACCGAACCCGACCGGUGAAACCGUGCCCACGUCGAACGAGCCACCGGCGGACGAUGCGGCGAAGUCGGAGCUGGGAAAUCGAUUCCGCAGUGCCAACAUUAGCCGCUCGUACAAGAGCAACGUGCCGAUCCAGGAGCUGAGCUCACUGUUACCGAAAGACUACAAGCUGAACCGCACCGAGGAGGACAUUAAGAACACGAACAAUCUGAAGGAGCUGAUCAGCAAGGUGAAGGUGAACGAUAAGCCAAACCCGACGCUCGAUCUGUUGAAGAAGGCACAGAAAGUGGACGUGAGUGCGUUCUUGCCGCCGGGCUAUAAACCAUCGGGAGGCGAAAGCAAGACGGAGCCAUCGAGCACCGUAAAGACCGUCGCCGUGUCGAUCGAGGACGAUGUGAGCAAGUUCCUGCCGCCGGGCUACAAAACGUUCAAGACAACGAAGAAACCUACCACACCGGCGCCGGUAACGAUUCGGGAUGAUGUAAGCAAGUUCUUGCCACCGGGCUACAAAGAACCCACCGUGGGCAGUACGCCCGAGCGGCCCAAGGUAGUGUUUAGUGAGGACGUGAGUAAGCUGCUUCCGCCCGGCUACAAACCACCGGCCGAAGAGGACGCAAAGUCCGAACCGGUAGCGAUCGAUCCGAGCAGUCUGCUGAAGAAAAUUCAGUUUAAGGAUGUGUCGGCACUGUUGCCACCCGGAUUCAACGCUAGCAAAGCGGAAGAACCGACCAGUACCGUUGCAUCAGGUUCGGCCGGUAGCGGCUUCAAGGUCGUGUUUCCCAGCCGGCCCGGAGCGAAGAAACCACUGCCCGGUGGAGCGGCCCGCGUAACGACGGCCAGGCCACUGCACGCCGAAGGACCGGGCAUGCCCGAGAUUCACAUCCGCAAGGGACCGCCGACGCGAGCCACGACCGAGUUCACCGGUUGGCCAACGCCCUCCACAACGCCGCUUUCGAUCGAGAAGCUGCUGGAGCAGCAGAAGCAGCAGGAGCUGCUCGAAAAGCUGCUCGCCUCAUCGAGCAGCACCAGCACGAGCACGACGACCACAACGACUACCACAACGACCACCACGACACCAAGACCAACGGAACCGGGUCUGUGCCACUCGGAGUGUGAUCUGGCGGGCACGAUACGCAUCGUGGACGGUGUGAAGUGGGUGCCGGAGCUGCUCGAUCACAACACGGCAGAGUGGAAGAAGCUGGCCCGUGAGGUCGAGACGGAGCUGAACGAGGUGUACAGCAAGGCGAAGAAUUUGAGCAAGUGGUACAAGAAGGUGCGCAUCGACAGCUUCAACAAGGGCAGCGUGCUGGUCGACUACUUCGUUGAGCUGACGGAUCUGACGCGCGAUGUCAACACGCUCGAGAUACGCAAGAUGUUCCACGAGGCGCUUGUACCGGUGCCGGAAACGACGACACCGACCACCACCACGACCAGCACCGAUGACUACGACGGUGAGCGGGAGAACGAGGAAACCAAAGCGGAGAAGGAACCGGUUCAGCGGGAGAACCUGCAAGCGCCGGCGCAGCGCGUGAAGGAAGUGUUCCAGCUGGGCAAGUUCAGAGUCGAUCCGGUGUAUACCGAUUUCACAGUUAUUCCGAAGCCGAUACUUGCUGCUGGUCCAGCGAUCGAGGACGAUCUGUUCCUGCCGCAGUGGGCUAUUGCUGUGAUUGUGAUCGGUUUGGCGUCGCUGCUGUUCGUCAUCCUGUUCGGCGUCACUGUGCUAAUCAACCGCCAAAAGGCAGCCAAAAAGAAGGCACCGACGCCACUCACCGCCGAUAUGCUGAACGAACUGAACAAAAACCACAUGGGAGGCAUCGAAAACUUUGGCUCAGAGGAUCUGUACAAUCUGGACGAUGCAUGGGAUGAUCGUAUGCAGGAUGUGAAGCCAAAGCGUUUCUCGAACUCGAUGCAUGGUAGCAGCGCUUCCAACAUCUACGACAGCUGGCGAUCGCAGCGCCACCCGGAGAACUACUUCUAUGACGAUUACGGUCUGAAGGGCUCGCACUACCCACCGAGCGGCCAUCACCAUCGGUUACACGAUCCGGCCUUCAUGAUGCAUGAACCGCCGCCACCGGUGAUGGCCAUGUAUCCGCCGUACCAUCACGCACCGCCACCACCAAACAGUCAUCACUUUAGCAACAGCUCGCGACGGUACUACCGGGACUAUGAUCCGAACUUCUGAGCUUGGCUACCGUUGCCAUAGGGGAAAUGUGAAUGAGCACGUGCGUUCCAUUGCACUAUUGCUGGAGCGUCUUUAUGACCACGCGGUACAACAGUUCAUUUGUUGUAGGGUUAUUUGCUAGCAAUCGGUUCCGUCCGCUUGAAGUGGACCAUUCCAAGUCUUACUGUUAACUGUAGGAAGUCGUAUCGUGUAGUGUAGCGUAGCUGCUAAUGUAUAUAAAUUAUUUAUUUUUAAUAAAAAAAUACUAUAGAAUAAAUCUUAAA